Molecule: messenger RNA, 4617 nt
Organism: Brettanomyces nanus
Lineage: Eukaryota; Fungi; Ascomycota; Pichiomycetes; Pichiales; Pichiaceae
Exons: 1
Coding region: 1-4617 (1538 amino acids)
Biological process (GO): phosphatidylcholine metabolic process
Cellular component (GO): endoplasmic reticulum
Molecular function (GO): phosphatidylcholine lysophospholipase A1 activity
Source: RefSeq, a predicted model, not a curated record
AUGUCAUCUUCGGAAACCAUUGGGCAUGAGAUCAUCACACAGGCCAGUCGCAUGGAUUUAAUCGCCUCGGAAAUUGGAUCUGAAGAGCUUCGGUACUCGAGUGGCAACUCAUUUAUAACUAACGUUGUGGGGGCAAUCAGCUGGCUGAUUUAUAAGCUCCUAUCCCACACCCUCUUCUAUGUUCCUUCUGUCAUAUACUUGAUACUUUCCCAUACUGUGCAGGUAAAUCUCUCAUUUACCAGUCUUUUGAUUUUUUCCUCCCUCAUAGUUUUGAUUGCAUAUUCUUAUGUUAGGUACAGGUACCUCACAAAGUACUCAAGAUUACCUGAAGAGCCGAAGAGACAGGAACCAACUAUAGAUACAUUUCUUGAGCCUUCGAAUGAAGACGGUAAAUCACGUGUUAGCUACCUUGAUGAAUUUUUGAGUGCGAUCAAGAUCUUUGGUUACCUAGAGAAAUCGGUGUUUCAUGAACUGACCAAGAGUAUGCAGACUCAGAAACUUGAUUCAGGUGAGAUUCUUUUUCUAGAUGAUUCUUCUGGCUUUACCAUCUGUGUUGAAGGCGAAAUUCAGGUAUAUUUCAAAAUCGGAGAAGAAAGGGACCGUAAGCAAGCAUUGUUUGCAAAGGACAGUUCAAAGGAUGUCGUUAUUGUGGAUGGUAUUAGAUACCAGCUUCUAAAUAUCAUUAAAAGUGGUGCUCCAGUUUCUUCAUUCAUUAGCAUCCUCAAUCUGCUCACGAAUCCAUCUGCUGCUCUUCCAUAUGCCGCACCGACUCCUUCUGUACUCGUACCUGGCUCUGCUCAUCACUCAUUGCCUCUUCCGCAUGAUGGCUUUGCAUUAGAUGGACCUUUUGAUGGUGUAUCUUCACCUAAUUAUUUGGGUAAAUUGUCUACUGAUAUGUCAGGCAAAUUGCCUGCAGCAAAUUCCCUUUCUUUCUCUCCUACUUCGCUGAAUGCUCAUUCUGCAUCUCCCAAUCUCCCAUCGCUCAACAGCUACCCUACAGAAUCCAAUGCUGGUGGCGUUCCUUGUGCAACCGACUCUACUUCUCAGUCGUCGUCUGCCAUGGAAUUAAUCGCUAUCCCUAAGGGUAAUUGUACAAUCUCUAUCAUUCCGAGGGAGUCGUUUUCUCGCCUUGCACAUAAAUAUCCUAAAGCUACAACCCAUAUCAUUGAAAUGAUUCUGACCAAACUUUAUAGAGUCACUUUUCAAACUGCCAGCGACUAUUUAGAUCUUACUUCGGAUAUUUUCCAGACUGAAAUCAAUUUGAACAAGUAUGCAAAGAAUAAGAUUUCUCGAUAUUUAUGCGAUAAUGCUAUCAAAUCGCUUGAUCGCCGUGCAGAUGUUGAAGCCGCAACUCUUAACUCGAGUAGCAAUGAAAGUGAAACAUCUGAGAACGGGCUGCAUGAUUCAAGUUUGAGAUCGCCUAUCACUGUGAUGUCAAGCCGACAUUUUCAAAACUCUAAUUAUGACGCUACUAUUUCAACUUCUCCAGCAGUAUCUUCUGCGGCUAAACGUAGGCAACGUCAUUUUAGACGAUCUAUUCGUCACGGUAACCAAUCUUCUGAUAUAUUGGCGUACGAUUCGGCUGAUGAAAGUACAAACUCGUUGAAUGAGGAUCCUCGCUCUUCAUCGGUAUCGUGUGUGAGAAGUGGAUCAGCAAGGAAUCUCUCACUUAAAUCCCGUAACAAAUCGAACACAGGAGACUUGAUGUCUAAGGUUCCUUUACCUCGCUCGGGCAGUGACAUAAACGUUGGAACCGGCAAUAGUGAUAUGCAUGCAUUGAGAGAUCGAACGUUCAGUGGCAACGAUGAAGGAUCCGAAGAUUUCAUUUUAAUGUCUUCGCUUGCCGAUGCCAUCUGCUCAAUUAUUGGUAUCGAGAAAGGUUUAUUCAUAUCCACAGACACUCCUUUAACAUCUUCUGUGUCUAGUUCAAGAAAUGGGGUACAAAUGAUUAGCAGUCUGGCUGCAGUGAAUGUGGUUCCAGUCGUGGAAGAGCAUCCGGGAUCCAAAUUGCGUACAUUUUCUACCUCUGGUAUUCAAAUCUCCAGUAGUAACGAUGACGAACCCGAGGGUAGUACUCCGGAGAGUGGAGAGGCAGACUAUUUAAAUGUGAAAAAAGAUCUCGCAGACGAAAUCCAGAUCCUGAGAAUAUCCCAGGGAACUAGAAUAAUAAAAUCUGAAGAACAAACGCCUGGAAUUUACUAUGUGAUUGACGGUGCUUUAGACGUCACUUACUGGAAGAGACAGAUGGAGGAGUUGGAUGGUCACUCAGUUGAUCUGAAGGAUCGCAGAGACUCCUUGAAGGAGAAGCUUCAUGAAGAGUUUCUAUACACUGUUCGCAAAAAUCAAAUUGCAGGUUAUCUAGGAACCGUUAUAGGUUCUAAAUCGUUCAUUGAUGUUCGUGCUGCAACUACAACGUAUGCAGCAUUUAUCCCACGUAACGUUUUUGAUUUCAUGAUAGAAAGGUAUCCAAGGGUAGAGGCGUGUAUUGCCAGGCAUUUACUGACUGUGUUGGAUCGUCGUCUAUAUCUUACAGAUUAUGCCAUAGAAUGGGUUCAUUCCUCUGCUGGGGCAUCUUUAUAUUUACAAGGUGAUCCGGCUAAUGGCAUUUAUAUUGUUCUUAAUGGUCGUUUCCGUUCUGUUAAGUUAGAUAGAAUAACAGGCAAGCAUGAAGUUCUUUCUGAGCAUGGACAAGGUGUGUCACUUGGCGAAGUUGAAGUGCUUACGAAUACAAAGCGGCUUGUGACACUCAUUGCUAUACGGGACUCUGAGUUGGCACGUAUUCCACGUACAUUAUUUGAGAUGAUUGCUUUAAGUAAUCCCUCUAUCAUGGUGAAUGUGUCUCGAAUUGUUGCUAGUAGGGUCACUAGGGCCAUUACUACAAGUGUUAAUACUAUUCCUAUAGGUGCGUCUGCAACUUCUCCUCAUAUAAAGGAUGAACCUCUUCUUAAUAACUUCACUGAUUUUCGAACUCUCACUGUUCUACCAGUUACCCAAGGGUUACCGGUUAUGGAAUUUGGCGAACGAUUGGGUCUAGCGCUUGAAGCUACUGGUAAGUCUGUUAAGAUGUUGAAUCAAAGCUCCGCCCUCACAAGUUUGGGUAAGCAUGCUUUUGAUAGACUUGCUAAGCUGAAGCAAAGUGGAUACUUUGCUGAACUUGAGGAGAAGUAUGAUAUUAUCGUGUACUUGGUUGAUACUAUCGCGAACUCUUCCUGGACUAGAACUUGUAUUCAGCAGGGAGACUGUAUUCUUCUUUUAGCAGAUGCUAUGGCUUCUUCGGACAUCGGAGAAUAUGAGAGGUUGCUUGUAAAGACCAAAACAACUGCGCGAACGGAGCUUGUUCUUCUUCAUCCCGAAAGAAGCAUGGAGCCUGGACUUACAAAUCGCUGGCUAAAAAAUAGAAUAUGGGUUCAUUCGCAUCAUCACAUUCAGAUGCAAUUGAAUUUAGCUAGGUCGGACGCACAGAAUGUAGCACAUCAGGAAGAUGAUAUAUCUCGUAUGGAAAAGAUUCCGGAGCUUUUCAGGAAGUCCACGGCCAAAAUAAGGGAUAACCUAAAGACCAAAGUGGAGAGUAUAAUAACUGGUAACGACCUUUUGAUUAGACUAGCCAGGGAUUCUUUCAAGAGCAAAAAGUACUAUCAGCCGAUGCAGACGCAUAAAAAUGAUUUCAUGAGAUUGGCACGUAUUCUUACAGGUCAAUCCAUUGGUUUGGUUCUUGGUGGUGGUGGUGCUCGUGGUCUCAGUCAUGUCGGUAUUAUUAAAGCAUUAGAGGACAAUGGCAUACCUGUUGACAUGAUUGGGGGGACUUCUAUUGGCGCGUUUGUUGGUGGUCUUUAUGCUAAGGACUAUGAUUUUGUUCCUGUCUACGGACGUGCAAAGACUUUUGCUGGAAGAAUGGCAACACUCUGGAGAUCCGUUUUGGACUUGACGAUUCCUGUAACCUCUUAUAUUACAGGCCACGAGUUCAAUAGAGGUAUUUGGAAGGCCUUUGGAGAUUCAAGAAUUGAGGAUUUCUGGAUUAAGUAUUACACCAAUUCAACCAAUAUUACUGAAUCCUUAAUGGAGGUGCACACUAGUGGUUAUGCCUGGAGAUAUAUUCGUGCGUCCAUGUCAUUGGCUUCCCUAUUACCUCCUCUUACAGACAACGGUAAUAUGUUAUUGGAUGGUGGAUACAUUGAUAACCUCACCGUGGGGGAGAUGAAGCGUAGGGGUGCUCGGACUGUUAUAGCAUGCGAUGUUGGAUCUGCUGAUGAUCACACACCAAUGAAUUACGGAGACUCGUUAAGCGGCUUUUGGGUCGUUCUUAAUCGUUUUAAUCCAUUUUCCCGCCAUCCUAACGUUCCCACAAUGGCCGAUAUUCAAAUGAGAUUGGCUUACGUUGCUUCAGUCAAUGCCUUGGAUCGGGCUAAAAACACUGAAGGAUGUUUAUACUUGCGUCCGCCUAUCGAAGAUUAUGCUACGCUUGAUUUCGGGAAAUUUGACGAGAUAUAUCGUGUGGGCGCCAAAUACGGUAGCAAAAUAGUCAAAGAGCUCCGUGAUAACGGAGAGCUACCAAUGCUCAAAGCUAGAAAGAGGGAGGUUUGGGGCACGCAUCCUCUCCGAAGAAGAUACUCGAUCUGA